Messenger RNA from Chrysochloris asiatica (Cape golden mole), 1629 nucleotides. RefSeq names its product v-src avian sarcoma (Schmidt-Ruppin A-2) viral oncogene homolog (gene SRC). Gene Ontology annotation, cellular component: extrinsic component of cytoplasmic side of plasma membrane. NCBI's taxonomy places the organism in Eukaryota, Metazoa, Chordata, Mammalia, Afrosoricida, Chrysochloridae. The record is from RefSeq and is a predicted model, not a curated record. Bases 1 to 1629 code for a protein of 542 amino acids. Gene Ontology annotation, biological process: negative regulation of extrinsic apoptotic signaling pathway; negative regulation of intrinsic apoptotic signaling pathway; cell differentiation. The transcript has 12 exons. Gene Ontology annotation, molecular function: ATP binding; non-membrane spanning protein tyrosine kinase activity; growth factor receptor binding.
AUGGGCAGCAACAAGAGCAAACCCAAGGAUGCCAGCCAGCGGCGCCGUAGCCUGGAGCCCACUGAGAAUGCCCACGGUGGAAGUGGGGGAGCCUUCCCCACCUCACAGACCCCCAGCAAACCGGCCUCUGCUGAUGGCCACCGCGGCCCCAACACGGCCUUUGUCUCGGCAACUGCCGAGCCCAAACUGUUUGGAGGCUUCAACUCCUCUGACACAGUCACCUCCCCGCAGAGGACGGGGCCUCUGGCUGGUGGAGUAACCACCUUUGUGGCCCUCUAUGACUAUGAGUCGAGGACAGAGACGGACCUGUCUUUCAAGAAGGGAGAACGGCUCCAGAUUGUCAACAACACGAGGAAGGUGGAUGUCAGAGAGGGAGACUGGUGGCUGGCCCACUCACUUAGCACAGGACAGACGGGCUACAUCCCCAGCAACUACGUGGCACCCUCCGACUCCAUCCAGGCUGAGGAGUGGUAUUUUGGCAAGAUCACCAGACGCGAGUCAGAAAGAUUGCUGCUCAAUGUGGAAAACCCACGAGGGACCUUCCUAGUACGAGAAAGUGAGACCACAAAAGGUGCCUACUGCCUCUCCGUGUCUGACUUUGACAAUGCCAAGGGCCUCAAUGUGAAACACUACAAGAUCCGAAAGUUGGACAGCGGUGGCUUCUACAUCACCUCCCGGACCCAGUUCAACAGCCUGCAGCAGCUUGUGGCCUACUACUCCAAACAUGCCGACGGCCUGUGCCACCGCCUCAUCACCGUGUGCCCAACGUCCAAGCCACAGACUCAGGGCCUGGCUAAGGAUGCCUGGGAAAUCCCCCGAGAGUCAUUGAGGCUUGAGGUCAAGCUGGGCCAGGGCUGCUUCGGGGAGGUGUGGAUGGGGACCUGGAACGGCACCACCAGAGUGGCCAUCAAAACCCUGAAGCCGGGCACGAUGUCACCAGAAGCCUUCCUGCAGGAGGCUCAGGUCAUGAAGAAACUGAGGCAUGAGAAACUGGUACAGCUGUAUGCCGUAGUGUCUGAAGAGCCCAUUUACAUCGUCACUGAGUACAUGAGCAAGGGGAGUUUGCUGGACUUUCUCAAGGGAGAGACAGGCAAGUACCUACGGCUGCCUCAGCUGGUGGACAUGGCUGCUCAGAUUGCCUCAGGCAUGGCGUAUGUGGAACGGAUGAACUACGUCCACCGGGACCUCCGUGCUGCCAACAUCCUGGUUGGGGAGAACUUGGUGUGCAAAGUGGCUGACUUCGGGCUGGCUCGACUCAUUGAGGACAACGAGUACACUGCCCGGCAAGGUGCCAAAUUUCCCAUCAAGUGGACUGCCCCGGAAGCUGCCCUGUACGGCCGGUUCACCAUCAAGUCCGAUGUGUGGUCCUUUGGAAUCCUGCUGACUGAGCUCACCACAAAGGGACGGGUGCCUUACCCUGGGAUGGUGAACCGUGAAGUACUGGACCAGGUAGAGCGGGGUUACCGGAUGCCCUGCCCGCCCGAGUGCCCUGAGUCCCUGCAUGACCUCAUGUGUCAGUGUUGGCGGAAGGAGCCAGAGGAGCGGCCCACGUUCGAGUACCUGCAGGCCUUCCUGGAAGACUACUUCACGUCCACCGAGCCCCAGUACCAGCCUGGCGAGAACCUAUAG